GUUGUUGUUGUUUGUUUGUUUGUUUAUUUAUUUAUUUUCCACGUCAUCAACAUGAACCCGGAAGUUCCUUUAACAAAGAAAAAAAAGGGAUACUCCGCGCAUGCGCACAUCAAAAAAGACCGCAGACUUCGGCGCUCUUAGCAAUUUUAGCUAAAUAGUUUGCUCGCGGUGAUGUUUAUAUUGUAAAUGAAGAUGUCCAAAGCGCCUGUGCAGGCCAGCGCAUCGGGAAGCAGCCUCGGACCUUCACCAUCCUCCUCUUCCUCACCGCCUUUGUCUUCUUCCGCCAACGCGCUGCACGCGCAAACCGAGAAACCGCAGCACUACACAUAUCUGAAGGAGUUCAGGACGGAGCAGUGUCCUCUGUUCGUGCAGCACAAGUGCACUCAGCAUCGGCCCUUUACCUGUUUCCACUGGCACUUCCUGAACCAGAGACGGAGACGGCCCGUCCGCAAGCGGGACGGUGCUUUUAACUACAGCCCUGAUGUUUACUGCGCCAAGUACGAUGAGGGCACAGGCACCUGCCCCGACGGAGACGAAUGUCCUUUCUUGCACCGAACAGCCGGAGACACCGAGCGGCGCUACCACCUGCGCUACUAUAAGACCGGCUCCUGUAUUCAUGAGACGGAUACGAAAGGCCACUGCAGUAAAAAUGGCCCCCACUGUGCCUUUGCUCACGGCUCUCAUGAUUUACGAUGUCCCGUCUAUGAUAUCAGAGAGGUCCAGGCUCUGGAGGCUCAGACUGGAUCCGGUUUGAUGGAGAGCGGACUCGGGGAUGGACAGUCCGGAUUAGUGGCCAGCGCUGCUCUUAUAGAGAAGACGCUGAGCGAGGAGCCGCGAUGGCAGGAUAACAGCUAUGUGUUGUCGCACUAUAAGACCGAGCUGUGUAAAAAGCCUCCUCGUCUGUGUCGCCAAGGUUACGCCUGCCCGUACUAUCACAACAGCAAAGACCGUAGACGCUGCCCUCACAAACACAAAUACAGAGCCUUGCCAUGUCCCUCAGUGAAGCACAGUGAUGAGUGGGGUGACCCGAGUAAGUGUGAAAGCGGCGAGAGCUGCCAGUACUGCCACACACGUACAGAGCAGCAGUUCCACCCCGAGAUCUACAAAUCCAGCAAAUGUAAUGAUAUGCAGCAGAGUGGCAGCUGCCCCAGAGGGCCGUUCUGUGCUUUCGCCCACCUCGAGAAAGCGAGUAUAAGUGAGGAUCAGCCUUUCCCAGAGUGCAGCUCUUCUCCCUCCUCAGCCCUCGCUUCAGCAAUCACAGACAACACGGAGCAAAGCCUUCUGGGAAGGAUUCUGUAUGAGGAGACCUCCUAUUUGGAUCCUCUCAAUUCCAUCUGGGCAGGAGAGGGGGGUUAUGGGAAAGCGCCGGGCUUUGAGAGGGAGGAUCAGGCAAAACAGAAGACAUAUGUAAUGGAACAUCGCAAUAAAGAAACUGGUUUACAGAGCAAGCCGGAGCUGUCUGUGUUCCUGCCGGUGGGCAGCCCCCUCAGUCUGUCCUCCAGUGUGCCCUCCAGCCUGGCAGCGACUCCUCCCAGCCCAGCACCAUCAUCUAGCAUGAACGCCAACGCACUGCCCUUCUACCCAACUAGUGACACCGUGGAGUCUGUAGUAGAGUCUGCACUGGAUGAUCUGGACCUGAAUGCAUUUGGAGUGUCUGCUCUGGAGAAAAGUCUGGAGAGCAGCUCCAUGCCCAGUAUGGGACUCAUGUUAGGAGGAAGUCAGCUUCAGAGUUCAGCUCCUGUUAACAUCCCUGGAUCCCUCAGCAGCCCCUCCCCUUUCAGAUCCGCCUCUCCCUCUCCUCCAAUCAGAGCUCACGCUUCUCCAUUUCUGUCUGCCCAGUUACCACCACCCGCCCAAUCAGAGAGCAGCUUUUUGGGACCAUCUCAUAGUUCUUUAGGUUUGAAUGGAAUGAGCAGCAGUAUCUGGGAGCAUUUCCCCCUGGGCUGUUCUCCUGGGACACCUCCAGCCCUGCUCUCCACCGGAACCAUGUUCUCCGAGGCCUCGCGUCUCAAACAGGAAGUGGAAGAGGCUCACAGGGUGCUGAAGCACUGGGACCACAGCUGGAGGCAGAUGUCUCAGUCGUGGGCGGUGCUCAAGGCAGACGCUGAAGAGGCUCGGUUGCUGGCGGGCCGGUUGGGUUUGGAGGCGGAGAGAGCGCGUCAGGCUGAAGAGGAGGCACAGGAACAGGUCGUGCUCCUGGAGGAGGCGCUGGAGAGCUUACGCAGCUCUGAUAAUCCCCGACUGCAGCUUCACCAACUCCAGCUGUUACACAAACUCCCUCUCGGCUCUAUCUGCAGUCUGCAAACUCAGAUCUGCACCUGCUUACGCACGGUGGAACAGGCCGUGUACAGGAAGCAGCGGUUGUGUUGCGUGUCGUGUGAGGAGUUGGGCUCCGUGGCGUUGCCGUGUCAGCACGGCGUGUGCUGUGAACGUUGCGCGGCCUCGGCCGAAUGCCCCGUGUGCUCCGAGCGUCAGCAGAGCCUGAAUCUACCCCAGUCCUAAUCAACAGCCAUAUAACCCUGAAGCAUGCGUUACGCUUAGCACUGAGCAUCACUCUGAGCUUCAUCAUCCUCCUCCUGGAGAGAGAGUUCAGUUCCAGAACAAAUCCAACGCUCCUGCAGCCGGUCGCAUCAGUUACGUGUAGGUUUGAUCGUAGCCAGGUGGGAAUGGACAUUGGUAGGACGAAAAGUUUCACCAAGCAGCAUAGUUUCAGUGUAGAAAUUUUAAAAAAUAAAUAAAUUGUGGGUAUAUUUAAGCUAUUCCAUGAAAUCGAUUCGUACAUGAGCUGGUAGCCGGCAAGACGUGUAGCACCGAGAUUGAGUGGCAUAACUGUUUUUUAUUCUAUCCACAUUCACUGGGUUUUGAGAAACAGAGCAGUUUUAUUUUUAGCAAAUUUAAUAAAUAAAAACUUCCGACAAAUUCGUUCCUGCUUAGAAGGUAAACAAACCGGCGAAAUAACAGGAACAACUUGUGAAAAAUGCAAUAAUUCUUGAAAAAUUAAGAUACGUUCUUACCGUCAAAUACUUUUAUUCCAUAUUUUGUGUGUGUGUGGGGGUUUGUUUUAUUUAUUUUUUGUGUUUUUGGGGGUUUUGUUUUCAAGUAGAGUUUUUAUUUUGUUCUCAGUUGGUUCAGCUUCGCCAUUUUCUUCUUCUGUAGAGUUUUUUUGGUGGUUGGCAAACCAACUUAAAGGUGCAUUACUGCCACCGACUGGGCUGGAGUGUGGAACAGGAGAUAUUUGGUGGGGGCCGAGGGAUGAUGACUAUAUUCUUUUAGCCAUUUCUGUUUCUUUUAAAUACUUGAUAAGAAAGGGAUAUAUCUGACUUGAUGUGCUCUGCCAUUUUGUUUUUCUCUACUCAAGGUAUAUGUGAACUGAUAGCCUUGUAGUAGAGCAGCCAAUUAGAGCGCACGAUUGCUCAUAUCCAGUGAAUGUGGAUAGAAUAAAUACACGUGCACACACACACGGUACAAUCUUGGAUUAAGUCAGCCAGUUGACUUUUCUUUAUUGCUAUAGUUUGAUGAUUUUCUUAUUAAAUUAGUUGAAAAGCCCGUUUCAAAGCUUCAACUGAGAAGCCAGAUGCAAGAGAAGAAAACUUUUAGGCCACUUUUUAUUGUCACAUCUGUUUAGAUUGUUUAAUUUACAUUAAAAUCUACCUAAUUUCAUAUAUAUUACUGUGCAAAAGUCUGAGGCUCAUGCAAAGAAAUGCUGUUGACCAAAAAUGGCUUAAAAAUAAUGAAAUGAAAUGUUUAAAAAAAAAAUACUAUAAACAGUGAUCAGUGAGCCAUAAUAAAUGAGUCAAAAUUUGGUGUGAGACGACUCUUCGCAUUAAAAAAAUAUAAAUCCGUCUCAGGUCCAGUGAGGUCAGUUUUAUGUGGAAAUGAUCUGUAGGUUUUCCUGAGCGUCUUACAGAACCAGCCACAGUUCUUCUGGACACUUUGACUGUCACACUCACUUCUUCAUUUUACACCAAAACCCAGCAGCCUUCAUUAUGCUUUCUUUCUUCAUCUGAAAAGUGCUCUCUUAUGGAAUACACUGCUCAGAUACAAACAUUUUUAUUUUUGUGCUGGAAAACAAACGUUUAGACUUUAAAAUGUUUUUGUAAUGUUUUGACUCGAUAAUGUAGAAGUCGUAAAAUAGAAAUCUAUCACUGUUUGUCUGAAAAAAAAAAAAUCAGGUGCCGAAGACUUUUGCACAGUACUGUGUAUAUUUUACUUCAAGUAAACAUCCCUUAAUAUGCUUUUGAAUUCUGGAUUCAGAUUGGUCUCAAUGUGGUUUGGAAAUCGGUUAGUUUAUUUUAAUUAAGGACAGAUUAAUUGAUUUUAAGGCCCUGAAUUACAACUAAGUUUAAGCUUGACUGGUGCGUCUGGCUGCUUUUCCAGUUAUUCGUUUAAAUAUAACGAUAUGAUGAAUUGUUAUAAUUCCAGUAUGUCGUUUCUAGGGUUAUCACUUUUGUAAGCUUUUUUUUUUUUUUUCAGAAAGCUGGAUCUCCAGGAGGAGGUUUGAAAUGGUUGAGUAAAACUUCUUUUUUUUUUUUUUUUUUUUUACCUCAGCUCGUAGUUCUCAUGCACGCUCCCUGAAACAAAUACGGGCAAGUACGAACGUUUAAAAUGCACUGUCGCAUCUACAGCAGUGACACUUUCUGCACUGACCUUUUAUUUUAUCUCACUCCUAUCCAACACUACCUUUCAUAUCUCCUCUCAUCUUUUUCCAAAUCCUUUUCUGUGACUCCUCAUCGAGCUCACUUUAGAGACCUCUGGCCUUAAGUUGGAUUUUAUUAACGCUCGAUUGUUUUGCUUUCAUGACCGCAAUCGGGCACACAUCAAUCCUGAACAAGAGGCACAACAGUUAAAUCGCACACACUUUGGGGGGGGCUUUUCACCUUUUAAUGUGCGUCUUUCAACUUUGACAUAGCGUACCUUUUAAAAUGGAUUUUGAGGAAAGCUUUAAAGGUGAGGUGUGAAGGCUGAUAUGUCGACUCGGCUCACGCAGUCACCUUCGAGUGCACUGUUUUGGGUGCAGCUCUGUGUAAUGUUGAAUUCAGUGUUUGUUGGGUAGUGCAUGGUGGUAUUACCCAUAGUGCACUAUAAAUCUUGGGUACACGAGUACCACACUGCAGAGAGAUUUCUUUUGAGUCAAAAUGGACACCAAAGCAGCUGAUUUUAUAUAUCGGUAUAAAUUAAACCAUUGAAUGCGAAUAGGAACUUUUAUGGCAUGUUUUAUUGGGAAAAAAAAAACACUUUAGUACGUAUGUAUUUUUAUAAGAAGCUAAUUAUUUAUUUGUCCUGUACCUCCCUCACUGCUGCCCCCUGUGAGUGAGGUGAGUAAUGAAGCGAUUUCAGACACAGCACAAGAAAGUGGCGCAAUUUUGAAAUCAUCAUAAAAUUGCCCCUCCAGGGCCACACUUUCCAUCUCUACAGCUUUCACUCUCCAGCUCUACAGUCUGUCCUUAUACCAGUCGGAGAGCUGUUCCUUGUUUCCGUCCUCCUAUAGACGCACACAGAUUCAUAUAUGGCUGUUGGCUAGUGCUGGUUUAUUCUUUUCAGAAGCCCAAAACAAAUGACUAGUUGUAUUUUUUUUUUUUUUAAUUGAAUUUUCAUUGUUAUUAAAAGGAAAAAUGCUGGGAUCGUGGGAACCAAAAUAUCAGCCAUAUGAAUGUUUGUUUGUUUAUCAUCAGCACUGUAUUAUUUCAACUUGUAUUUCCAAUCCAUUGAUCUGCGAUUCAUUUACAACUUUCAGUUUGUGUAAAAACCGAAUUUGCCGCUCCACACACUUUUCCCAGACGGGCCAGGAAGUGUCCGAAUAGCCAUUCGGAUUAUUUCAUGGAAGUUGAGAUGAACGAGAGUGUAUGAAUGUUCAGGACGCAUGAAUUGGACACCCCGUGCUGAUAUGAGACUGAUAUUCAUUUAUUUAUUUGGAUCGCUGUUGGAUCAGAUUUUUUCGAAUACUGUGAAAACAUGUCGUUGACUGACCCAACACCGACGAUGACGUACACUACCGUUCAAAAGUUUGGGGUCACCCAGACAAUUUUGUGUUUUCCAUGAAAAGUCACACUUUUAUUCACCACCAUAAGUUGUAAAAUGAAUAGAAAAUAUAGUCAAGACAUUUUUCUGGCCAUUUUGAGCAUUUAAUCGACCCCACAAAUGUGAUGCUCCAGAAACUCAAUCUGCUCAAAGGAAGGUCAGUUUUAUAGCUUCUCUAAAGAGCUCAACUGUUUUCAGCUGUGCUAACAUGAUUGUACAAGGGUUUUCUAAUCAUCCAUUAGCCUUCUGAGGCAAUGAGCAAACACAUUGUACCAUUAGAACACUGGAGUGAGAGUUGCUGUAUAUGGGCCUCUAUACACCUACAGUGGUGCUUGAAAGUUUGUGAACCCUUUAGAAUUUUCUAUAUU
This is a messenger RNA of Neoarius graeffei (lesser salmon catfish), 6386 nucleotides long. RefSeq names its product unk zinc finger (gene unk). The transcript has 15 exons. The coding region runs from base 187 to 2502 and encodes 771 amino acids. Gene Ontology annotation, molecular function: mRNA CDS binding; metal ion binding. Gene Ontology annotation, biological process: cell morphogenesis involved in neuron differentiation. The record is from RefSeq and is a predicted model, not a curated record. NCBI's taxonomy places the organism in Eukaryota, Metazoa, Chordata, Actinopteri, Siluriformes, Ariidae.